ACAUGGCUAUACAACCCGGAAAACUCAAAGCAACCCAGUGAUUCCGGCCAUGAAAGCCUUUGGCAGCCUCCAUGAUUGAGUUUCUGCUUCUUUUCCUACUGCCUUCUAGCUUCCCAAAUAUUAUGAUCUUUUAUGGGAACUCAUGACUUCUCAUGAUAGCAUAACAGUCUAGGCCUCUAAUAGAGUACAGGCCUGUUUGGAGGACCCGGUAUAUUUAUUUACAUUAGACUGUCAUUUAACCAUAUCUCAGGCCCCCUCCACUUAGCUGAAUAAAAUCCCACAUUAUUUACUGGAAUAUAUGACAGUGUGGACUCAUAACCCAGUUCAAAGCAGAUAUUGUGGGAUUUUCUGCCUUGGUAUUCUGGUUUUAUGGCUGUGUGGAAGGGCACUGCCAUAUAUUACAGUUCAAAGCAAAUAAUUUGGGAUUUUAUUCAGCUGUGUGGAAGGGGCCUGGGUUUUAUGGCUGUGUGGAAGGGGCCUGGGAUUAGAUCCUGGAAUAUAGGGACAGUGUGGAAGGGUCCUAGGGCCCCUUCCACACAGCUGAAUAAAUACGACAUUAUCUGCUUUGAACUGAAAUAUAUGGCAGUGUAGACUCAAGGCCCCUCCACACAACCAUAUAACCCAGAAUAUCAAGGCAGAAAAUCCCAUAAUAUCUUCUUUGAACUCUGUUAUCUGAGUCCAUACUGCCAUAUAACCUGAUUCAAAGCAGAUAAUGUGGGAUUUUAUACAGCUGUGUUGAAGGGGCCUAAGUCUACUCCUCCUUUGAAGAUUGUUUUCUGUGAUUAAGACUUCCAGGUGGUUCGAGGAGCCUCACAUAAUUUGCUUUUGCAUUACAUUUUGAUAUUAGAAAGUUAAUCUAUCUCUCAAGAGUUCAUGUAUGUGGGAGUUUAAUUUGUGACAGUAUUAGAAAAAAAGUCAUUCCAUUUUGGAACACCUUGCUGUAAAGCAUCUGCGUAGGUUAAAUGUGAAAGGUAGGUCACUGUAUCUAUUUUUAUCAUCAUACUUAAGCACAUUGUCACUACAUCAGCAAAAACCUGUCCUCGUCUGCUUGUUGCUAGUGUCUCUCCUCACCUCAACCUUGGCCCAGUGCUUCUAAUUUAGGGAAGAAAGUCACAGGGCCAAACAUGUACAAUUGGAGACUUUAGCUGGGUAUUGGACAUAGCACAUUUCUUUUUAACUCUGGGAAAAGCUUAUGGGCAGUGAUUUCUAAAUCGCCACUUAAUUAUUUUUUAGGGAAGCAAAUAUUGGAAUGUUCUCAUUCUAGAAUAAAUAAAUAAAUACUGUUCAAAAAGUCAUUUUAAAAAUUCCAAAGAAAUUGAUAUUGUGACUGCAUAUUAUCUGUGACCAAGGUCUGAAAGAUCUCAGUAAAUUUUGUUUCCAAGUUUACUUUGUGUUUUGAAUGGUUGAUCUAUUACAAAUUCGCAAGUUUCUUUUUUUGUUGACUUUCACAUAUUGACAAAACAAUAACUGCAUUCUUUACAUUUUGUUAUCUAUUUAAAGACACAAUGUGUUCAUCUUGAUGCCUUGAUGUUAUACAAUGCCUGAUCAAUUCAAGAAGGUGAUGACCUCGGAAAAGACAACAGAUACUAUACCUCAAGGGUACUGUGCUUUUCACUAAAUGUCAGUCAUGGCUCUCUGCGAUUACUCUGAUCUUAAAAGGCUUCUUGCACUUCUAAAUGUCCAAUCAAGCAAGCAACAGCUGCCAGCUCUUAAUUUUGAAUGUGCUAAUAAUAGUAUGGUGAAGUCCGAGCAAUUCUGCAGCAACACUUCUGGAGAGAGAAGUAGAGGUCAAUGGCAAGAAUCAACUGAAGCUGUUGAACUUGAACGCUUUAGUAUGAAUUACAAGAAUGAAAGACAUUUUAGCCAGCAUCCACAGCAUGAAUUGUUUCAAGAUAUCUUCACAGCUUUGGUUAAGAACCGUCUUAUUUGCAGGGAAUGGGCUAACCGAGCUUCAUCUACCCAUUUCCUGAGAAUUUUAAUUUGUGUGAGAUUGUUAGUGAGAGAUGCAUGUUAUCAGGAAGCUCUCCACAACCUGGGUGGGAUUGAAAGCUUGGCUCAGUAUAUGGAUGCAGUAGCAAAUGACUAUCUUGGCUACGGAGAGCAACAACAUAAUAUAGACAAAUUGGUCAAUAUGACAUAUAUUUUCCAAAAACUGUCAGCUGUUAAAGAUCAAAGAGAAUGGGUUAUAACCUGUGGAGCACAUAAGACUUUAAUAAAUUUACUUGGAGCUAAGGAAAAUAAUGUACUCUUAGGUGCAUUGCUUGCUCUUACUAGCUUAGCUGAAAGUCCUGAAUGCCGAGAAAAGAUAAGCGAGCUCAACGUUAUGGAAAGUUUGUUGGUGAUAUUGCAUGAAUAUGACUUGCUCUCAAAAAGGCUGACAGCAGAAUUGCUCCGACUGCUCUGUUUAGAAUCCCAAAUUAAAGAGCAAGUAAAAAUCUAUGAAGGUGUCCCCAUCCUCCUCAGUUUGCUCCAUUCAGAUCACAUAAAGCUAUUGUGGAGUAUAGUUUGGAUUCUAGUCCAAAUUUGUGAAGAUCCCGAUACUAGUGCUGAAAUCCGUAUCUGGGGUGGUAUUAAGCAACUCCUACAUAUUUUACAAGGAGAGAGAAGUCUAUUUUCAGAUCGAUCUUCCAUUGGAAGUUUAUCUAGUGCAAAUGCAGCAGGGAGAAUCCAAGAGUUUCACUUUUCAGAAGAUUUAAGCCCUCAUGAGAUACAAGAAAAUGUGUUUUCACUUCAAGCGGCUUGUUGUGCUGCAAUUACUGAACUGGUUCUUAAUGACACCAAUGCUCAUCAAGUAGUUCAGGAGAAUGGAGUCUAUACAAUAGCAAAGCUGAUUUUACCUAACAAACAAAGGAAUGUAGAUAAAGCUAAUUUAUUGCAGUGUUAUGCCUUCAGAGCCUUGAGAUUUCUUUUCAGUAUGGAAAGGAAUAGGCAUCUCUUCAAAAGACUCUUCCCUACAGAUCUGUUUGAGAGUUUCAUUGAUGUUGGACAUUAUGUUCGUGAAAUCAGUGCUUAUGAAGAUUUGGUAUUUAAGCUAAAUGCAUUACUGGAGGAUGAAGUCAAGCAAAUUGCUGAAAAUAUUGAAAACAUUAAUCAGAACAAAGCACCUACAAAAUACAUAGGCAACUAUGCAAUUUUGGACCAUCUUGGCAGUGGCGGUUUUGGAAGUGUUUAUAAGGUUAGAAAACAUAGUAACCAAAACCUUUUAGCAAUGAAAGAAAUCAGUUUACACAAUCCAGCAUUUGGUAAGGAUAAAAAAGACAGAGACAGCAGUGUGAAGAGCAUUGUCUCUGAAUUAACCAUAAUUAAAGAACAGCUUUAUCAUCCUAAUGUGGUACGAUAUUACAGAACAUUCUUAGAAAAUGACAAGCUGUACAUAAUCAUGGAGCUCAUUGAAGGGGCACCCCUAGGAGAACAUUUUCACUCUUUGAAAGAGAAGCAACAACACUUUUCAGAAGAAAGGAUAUGGAAUAUAUUUAUUCAGCUCUGCUUAGCUCUUCGGUAUUUGCACAAAGAGAAGAGGAUUGUCCAUCGAGACUUAACUCCAAACAACAUCAUGCUGGGAGAUAAAGAUAAAGUAACAAUCACUGACUUUGGUCUUGCAAAGCAAAAACAAGAAAACAGCAAACUCACCUCAGUUGUUGGAACUAUUCUCUACUCCUGCCCUGAAGUUGUGAAGAGUGAGCCAUAUGGAGAGAAGGCUGAUGUCUGGGCUGUUGGAUGUGUCCUAUAUCAGAUGGCAACCCUCAACCCCCCAUUUUACAGCACCAACAUGCUCUCCUUAGCCACAAAAAUAGUAGAAGCUGCAUAUGAGCCAGUUCCAGAUGGUAUUUUUUCUGAAAAGGUAUCAGCUAUAAUUAAAAGGUGUUUAACCCCUGAUGCAGAGAAUCGUCCUGACAUAGUUGAGGUCAGUUCAAUGAUAUCUGAUGUUAUGAUGAAAUAUCUAGAUGGUUUAUCAACUACCCAGCUUGUCUUAGAGAGGAAAUUGGAACGGGAGAGAAGGCGUACUCAGAGAUAUUUCAUGGAGGCCAAUAGGAAUGCAGUGACAUGUCACCAUCACCUUGCUGUGUUAUCUCAGGAACAUUAUGAAAAGUCAAGUCUCAGCAGCAGUAGCAGUGGAGCAGCCAGUUUAAAAAGUGAUUUUUUUGAAAACACUGACCUGCCUGAAAUUUUCCAUCACUCUUCUGGAAAAGAUGUUGACAAAACUUGUGAUGAAGCCUUGUCAGACGAUAACUGCACUACAGAAAAAGAUGUCUUCUCAGAAUUAGAUGAUGAACUAGAUGUAUCAGAUAAUUCCAGUAGCUCAAGUUCAAGUCCUCUCAAAGAUUCAGCAUUUGGUAUGAUAAAACGGAGCUUCAGUGCUUUGGAAAGGCAGCCUCAAGCAAGGGAUUAUUUUGGUAUCACAGGAUCCAGACCUAGACCAGCUUUGCUGCCUUUUGAUCUGCUUCUGAAAGCACCUUCACUCAUGUUCAAUGCCAACGUUAAGAACAUAGAGGACUCCCUAGUAACAGGAUGGAAAUCCCAUAGCCUUCCAGCUGUGAUUCUUCGCAAUUUGAAAGAUCAUGCAUCUGCAGGGAUUGCUGUGUCACAACGGAAGGUGCGUCAGAUCAGUGAUCCUAUUCAACAGAUUCUAAUUCAGCUGCACAAGAUCAUCUAUAUCACACAGCUUCCACCAACCUUACAUUGCAACUUGAAAAGAAGAGUCAUCGAGAGAUUCAAGAAAUCAUUGUUCAGUCAGCAGAGCAAUCCAUGUAACUUGAAAGCAGAAAUCAAAAAGCUUCUCCAAGGUUCUCCAGAGCUAAUUGAGCCUAACUUUUUGACAUCAGAUUAUCACCUGUUGCUUCAUUCUUCAGCAGGAAGUACCUUGGUCCUAGAUGACAGACCAGGUUUUCCUAGAACUUUUGACAUGAAUGAAGGAAUGACAUACGAACAAAUGCAGACUGUGAUUGAAGAGGUUCUGGAGGAAUGUGGUUAUUACCAUUUCACCUCAAAUAGGUAUCAAUAUUAUCCAUGGGGAGCAAGGAAUCAUCCAGCCAGAAGAUGAGCACCUGGAUUUCUGUCUAGAUUGGCAUGUUUUGUAAUGAGGUCUAAGUGCCUUGACUUCAGCUGUUAUUGUCUUAUUGCCAAAGGGAAGCACUUUCCUUAAAUCACAGGAAGAGAAAAAUCAUUAUGCUCCAAGGAGCUUACGAAGAGUCAUCCAAGCAGUAGAAUGGAAGUACUGUACACCACUUCUGAUACCUUUUUGAAUGUGUACUAUGGACAGUCUUCGGUAGAUCUGCAUCAAGAGGAGAACAUAAUACUUCCAGUUAAUUUUUCCUUUAUAUUAUUUGGAAAGCACUGAUGGUUAUUCAGGAUUGUUGGAAACAUUUUCAUUUUUUAAAUUUGCUAUUAUAUCAGAGAUUUAUAUUCAUAUGAAGGGUAUAUUUUAUAAUUAAAACAUAUCAGAUUGGGGGUGAUGAAUGAAUAUUUAACAUCUUUGCUAAGUCAGGACAGGAAAUUAUCUCAAAUCCAUUUAGAAUGCAGAUUAAUUCACAGUAGUCAUCCUAAAUAUAUGUAGCCUUUGGGGUAUUGGGGAUUUCUGCUGUAGACAGUAUUAACAAGUCUGUAACUUCUGUUAAUUGUUUACUAUCAAAACUAUAGCUUUAAGGGAAUUCAGAUUCUAUAAACAAAGGAAUGGUAGUGUACAUAAGACAUUUCAAAAGGGUAUAUUUAUAUGUAAUGCUAUAUAUAGCUAUAUAUAGAUACAUACAGGCAUAUACAAAUAAAUAUAUUUAAGUGUAUUUUUAUUGAUAGAUUAGCACACAAUGCACUUUGGAAAAACUGUAUGUUUAUGAAAAAUGCAUGUAAAAUGUGUAUGUGCAAUUAAUUUUUAUCAAAAUGUUUUUCUCUGAAAUUUCAGCUACAGUGACUAGAUAUAUUGUCUAAAAUAAAUUUUAAUGGGAUUCAAUUCAUGGUAGAUCUCCAUUUUAGCUCUGGGUUCUUCUGUAUUUAAGAUGACAUACAGCACCAUACAAAUAGUUCAUGCAACAGGGCUUUUCCUCUCCCAUAUCUACCCAUGAAACCCCCAAAGACUCUUUUGAUCUUCAAGAGCAGAAUUGGAUGAGGUUACAGGAGCUGGAAAUUUUGUUCCACUUGUAGUGUCUGUUUUUUUGGCAGAUGGACACAAUUAUGCUUCAUCCAUAGUGUACAAUGUAUGUGUUAGGAGUGUGCGAAACGACACAGAAUCUGUUCUGUUUUCAGGUGCCCCCCAGGUUCUUGUUUUAGGAAGGUUCUUCCCGAAACGAAAACAGAAGGGAUUCAGACACCCCUAGUAUGUAUGCACUGAUGUUGUUUCUAGACUAGAUUAUUUAUUACAUGCCUUCAUUACUAGUGAGCAUGUUACUAAUAUAGAUAACCUCAUAGUUUGAGAUAAAUUUAGAAUGUAGGAUAGAUUGUAUAUGUCCCCACUGCCCCUAUCUCAGUUUGGCACCACCAUUGUUGAUUAACUUUGGUAUCAGUCAGAAAAGAAUACUAUUUGAAAACUAGACAAAAGUACUUCAAGAACACCAUGAGUAAAGGUUUUUUAAGUUAAGUAUUAUUGCAAUGCUUUGUGCUUUCCAUCAAGGUUAUAUUCUAGCAAUGUUUGCUGCAGUGAGUAUAUAGAGAAAGUACACAUCCCAGAAUACUCAGUGGACCCUCUUGGGCACAAUAAUAAGCCAGGCAAGGGAUGGCCAUUUUAUUCUUGGAGUUUCACAUAUCCUUUCCAUAUUUUUCUUGUUUACCCUGGUGAAAUCAUCUAAAUGACUUAUGGAUGAUAAACACUUCUGUAACAAGGGGCAGGACAUUUCAUAUAGAAAUUCUUGUAGGUUCUAUUGUAUGCUAGCUAAUAGUACCACGUAUAGCUCAUUGGAAAUAGUACAACAGUAUUGUUACAUAUCUGACAACAAUUGUUUGGAUCUAUAAAACCAAGAGCAAUUUUUUUUCUCACACAGAAGCACUUUCCACACAAUGGCAUUUUUACACUCCCCCAAAAGUUGUUCCCAAGGAUCAUAAUUUUUCAUAGCAACAUGAAAUGUAGAAUGGGAGAUAUUAAUUGGGAUAGAGGAAUCGAAAUUUAGUCACAGAAGAAACUGCUUGGAAAAAUCACACACAGAUUUAUAUACCAAUACAUAGACAGUGACACAUUCUAUGAGUUUGAACUAAACCAACAUUGAGAUGCCUCUCUUGCUUUCCGGCAUCCAUCUCACAGCAGGAUAUAUGCUCUUAGUUCUAAGUAAAUAUAUGGCCUGCCAUAAAUUCCAUACAAUUGUUAAUACUACAAGGUACCUAGGAAUAUGAAUACACACACACACACACACACACACACACACACAUAUAGGCUUGUAAUUCAUGUUGCUAUGAAAAUCUUCAAACCAAAUGCUUAUACAAUGAAACUGAAUUUCAAAAUACCAUCUGUAAUGCCCUGUUAAAUUGUGAAACAGGGACCAUUCUGAGAAGUGAUUACACAUUUUGAAAUUUCAGAUAAUAAAGUAUGCUGAUUGCUUUUAAAAA
This is a messenger RNA of Anolis carolinensis (green anole), 7527 nucleotides long. RefSeq names its product NIMA related kinase 10 (gene nek10). Bases 1619 to 5041 code for a protein of 1140 amino acids. NCBI's taxonomy places the organism in Eukaryota, Metazoa, Chordata, Lepidosauria, Squamata, Anolidae. Gene Ontology annotation, molecular function: protein serine/threonine kinase activity; ATP binding; protein binding. The transcript has 36 exons. Gene Ontology annotation, biological process: regulation of cell cycle G2/M phase transition; protein phosphorylation; positive regulation of MAP kinase activity. The record is from RefSeq and is a predicted model, not a curated record.